UAUAGUAUCUUGGUUACUGGUGUUUAUUUUGUCCCAGUUUAAUCGCCCAGUGUUCCUGGUUACUGACCUUAUGAUAUGUUAAUAACGUUUUAUUUAAUACUGACUUUUGGGACACUGUAGGAACUGAUGUUAGGGUUAGGAGGUUGUAGCAACAGAGACGGAAAGCGGCGGGAACGUGUUGAAUGUUUGUUUACAAAGAAGCUCUCAAAAAUGGCGUCAGAUCAAACAACGUAAAUAGUUUACUUUGCUGAACGUGUGGGAACGAGGCAGCUUUCUUUUGGAGAGAUCCUGCAGGUGGUGAAACGGAUUAACGCUGUGGCUCUGAAGUCUCCUGUCCAGACUCCAUCAGGAUGCAGAGAUCUCAGCGUGUCUACCAGAAGCUUCUGACUGAAGCUGCAGCCAGCCUCAGUUUCUCCCCAGACCUGGUGGUGGCAGGCAGCGUCUCUUUCAACCAGUCCGACUUCCAGCAGUUAUUCAGGCCCAGCGGAGCCCUGAAACAGUCCGCCAAGGGGAAGACACAGGAGGGGAAACGUUGUAGACCUGCUCCGAGGCCUCCAGAGCGAUGCGGGGGUCUACAGGAGUCUGAGGAACAGGCGCCUGUUGAGCUGCAGACGGCAGAGUCCUGCAGCAGAACCAGGCUGACAGCUGGGCACUGUCCGAAGAGGGCUUCAGGUUUAUCCAGACCAGUCCAACAGGACCAGAUCAUCUUGCAAAAGUCAUCAAAGUACCACAAAAACAUGCAGAGGUGGUCCUCCAGAGCCCCACAGAGGGGGACUGGCCUGGACAACAUUUCCACAGAGAGCCUGAAGACAGACCGGUCUGAUCCUGUAGACCCCGUCCAGACUGAAGUCCUCCCCACCUGCAGCAGACCAACGUCUCCACAGUCAGGUUUGGAUCCUGACAGCUGGUUGGCAGCACAGCGUGCAGCUCUGGACGGAGACUACAGUCACAGCGUCAUCCAGAGACUCGUAGCUCAACUCUUCCUCUGCCGGGACGAGCAGACAGACAGAGAGGAACAAGCUGUCGACAGCCAGCUGGUUGUUCCACUGCUGAGCUUCAUCAGCAGCCAGACGACUCUUGUGCGCUCGCUGCUGGCUGAGAAGCUCAACAGCUCUGACUGGAGGGACAGACUGAUAUCCUGUAGUACACUCGGCAGCCUCAAAGGACCCACUAACAAGGAUGUGGUGCAGAAGCUGAGCGACCUGAUGUGUAGCGACCACAGUGACACAGUCCGCCUCGCUGCUGCCGAGACGCUCAUGAAGCUGGGGAAGAUGCACCAAGUCCACACUGAGCUCAGGUUAAAGUUUGAGGAGGGGCAGGGUCUCCAGGGCCGGAUGGAGGCUCUGGGUCUAAUCAGCCAUCUGAAGUUAACGACAGCGACGCUGCUGGAGCCGCUCGUCAGCUGCCUCGGUGAUGAGUUCACUGCCGUCCGUAAACAAGCCUGUCUGACAGCGGCUUCUCUGCUGCUGAAGGACGACACGGUGGUGAAGCGUCUGCUGCAGGUGGUGGAGAACGACGCAGCUCGAGAUGUUCGACUGUCGGCCAUCAGAGCAGUGGAUGCGUUGGGUUUGUCCUCCCUGGACGUGCAGGAGACGCUGCUACGCUGUGUGGAGACGGAGGAGGAGGCGGAGCUUCGUCUGGCUGCCUGCCGCCUGCUGCUCAGCGCCGGCGUGCCCUCCGCCAGGCUGCAGGACUUCCUGCUGCAGCGCGUCAACGUCGAGUCUGACUGGCUGGUCUGCAGGACGAUGAAGGAAAUGCUGCGUCUGUGUGACGGCGGCCAGCAGGAAGAUCUCUGCCCGCUGCACUCAGUCAGCCUGCAGGUGAAGCGUCUGUGUGAGAAGAGAGUGAUCACGGAGAAGCUGCUGCUGCUGGAGAAGCUGCAGGCCGGAGGAAAGCGGCGCCUCGGCCGCGGGACGUUAGCGCGGCUGCUGAGUCAGCAAUACAAGAUCGGUUCCCACGAGACAGCUGAUCGGGAUAAAUAAAGGUUCAGGUUCCUCCACGCUAA
Molecule: messenger RNA, 2005 nt
Organism: Perca fluviatilis (European perch)
Lineage: Eukaryota; Metazoa; Chordata; Actinopteri; Perciformes; Percidae
Gene: heatr4
Product: HEAT repeat containing 4
Exons: 11
Coding region: 351-1982 (543 amino acids)
Molecular function (GO): oxidoreductase activity
Source: RefSeq, a predicted model, not a curated record